AAUAGGGAAUAUGUUUGAAAUAACUCUUUUCAGCAUCAAACGUGGCCCAACAAGUAAAACCUCGAGAGUCGUUGACGGAGUGUCGUAUUUGAGACAGCAUGAGUUUUCCCAAGAAAAAAGCAAUGUUCUUUAUCGGUGGUCUUUUCACCUCAAUCAUGCUGAUAAGUUCUUGGAACAAGCUCGAAAAUAAAAACCUAAUGUUCAAACGCCAUUUCAAGGAACAACCCCAAACGUCAGAGCCAACACAAGACCCUUUUCUCUCAGACUGGUUGAGAGUUCGACGAGCUCGCACCGAUUGGAAACAACUUCUUGGACCAUGCUCUAAAAAUCUCACAUGGUCCGCAAAAAUUAUGGAUAAGACUUUACGUACGAGUGGAAAUAUGAGCUUUAUAUCUAGCUGGGUGCUGCAGACAGCUGGUAAAUUCAGCCGUUUCUAUAUUCAGUCUGUGACAGCGAAAGGUGUAGAGCAAACACACGGAGGUGAUAGCUGGAGGGUAAAGAUAAGCGGGACUGCGAAUGUGUUUGCUAACGUGUUUGACCUUGAUAACGGCCUCUAUGAAGUGUUGUUUCUACCCAUGGAGGCGGGAGAGUACACUGCGCAAGUCAUGUUGGAUUAUUCGUUGUGUGACGGACUCAGGGAUCCGCCACCUGAAUGGUUUAUUGUUGGUAAUUCUCAAGGGAAGCACCAGCCCGAAGGUACUCUAGGAAAACUCGACGACUUCCUCCUGGAGCGUCUCCAAAAUGACGCCUCCAUCAAGUUCAUUAUCAAACCGCAAAAUGACUCAUCCAUAGCAAAAGAUUUUGUGGAUCUUCCAUCGCAGUUCGCGGGACAGGUGUCGGUACAUCCCGCGGGACAGCAGUCAUGUCGGUUUCUGUGGGAUGGCUAUGGACGAUGGGUAAAUCGGGUAUGGAAGCCAUACCUUCCAGGUCUUCGUCAGCAGCCUCACUUCCGUGACCUUUCAAAAGGCAUGGGAACGCUAUGGUCGUACGGAGACUCUUUAAAUUUCAACAACUACCGCUACAAUUUCAACACGAGCAGACUGUGUAAACACAUGUUCCGCCAGUGUAGAUAUAACAUCAACUUCGUCUACCACAUCAAAUAUAGAGCUGAACUCGACAUGACGGAAACAGAUGAUCUUGAUUUCAAAGUCACUAGAGUACUAGACCACUUCCGGUCUGUUAUCCUGGCCCCGGAUGUAAAUCACGUGAAUAGCGUUAUUUUUCUAAAUAUGGGUUUGCAUUACGUCAUGAGCUUGCCGCUGGAGCAAUAUAAGGACUUGAUACAAAAGACAAUAGCGGUGAUAAAAGAGGUUUCCCUAGACGCCCGCGGGAAUUCCGCGAGGUCUUUUAAAGGUCACGUGAUAUGGAAGACGACGACGUCUAUUAAUAAACAGAAGGCGAAGUCUCUCCAAGCGACAAAAUGGCGGUUCUGUACUGCACCGAGGGUACAGCUUUUUAAUGCGUACGCGACGUCCGCCAUGUGCAAGGCCGGGAUCCCUGUGGUGGACUUGUACCCUAUUACGGACACUUAUCCUGAUGGUACAUAUGAUGUGGUCCAUUAUCGACCUCCCGCCUCUCAGCCCCUGGUCCCCCUUCUGGUAAAUUAUCUACGACAGGAGGGCGAAGACGAAAUACCGCAUGAUAGACUGGAUAUAUGACCAAAGUGAAAAUUUGAGCACGUGAUAGAUGCGAUGCAUGUCGUCACAUGAUAGAUGGAAUAUGUGUCGUCGCGUGGUGGAUAGGAUGUGUGUCGUCACGUGUGAGCCACGCGAUAGAUGGGAUGCAUGUUGUCAUGUAUGACACGGCAAAAAAAAGUCGAGUUUGCACCUAGCGCAGACAUGUGGAAUAUCCGGGGCAAACGUGGAAUAUUUCAUUUGUCUGCGCGCGUCUUCCCCGAGAGAAUAUUCCGUGUCUUACACGGGUAGAAGGGAGCGAUAACGUACCAUAUCCGCACGUCUUCCUACCUAUGAUUAUUAGGCGCUUACUAAAGUAUUCGCCGUGUCUUCCGCUACUAUUCGCUAGCGUAAGCGCGUGUCUUCCGCAGUACAGACAAGGUGAUUAUAUGUGCAUAUCUAAAUAUUCCCUAGGUUUUCCUUGAUUAUUUGCGCUUACUCGAGUGUUCGCCGCGUCUUUCGCUAGUAUUCGCUGGCGCAAACUCGUGUCCGUCGGGCAAACGUGGUGAUAAUUUGCGUUUGGAGACAGUAAAACUUUGGACAUAAUAUUCAUGUUAAAAAUAGUUUAUUAACAAUUUUUUUUUACAUGUAAGUCAGUGAAAUGUAAAAGACAAGUGCAUAAUGUCCUCAGAAUAACAAAUCCCAUAACAUGCAUACAUAGUUAGUAGUAGUUGGGUUGCUAGCCAGUGAUAAAAAACAUAAAUACGUUCUAUAGCUAAUUUCGCGUUACAUCAAUAAUCAGCACUUAGUGAGGCAGUACUAAGUAUCAGUACUAAGUUUAAUAAGAAACUGAUUUAUUAAAAAAAUAAAAAUUUAUAAACCUGUGCAA
Nematostella vectensis (starlet sea anemone) is the source of this 2502-nucleotide messenger RNA. RefSeq lists its product as uncharacterized. The record is from RefSeq and is a predicted model, not a curated record. NCBI's taxonomy places the organism in Eukaryota, Metazoa, Cnidaria, Anthozoa, Actiniaria, Edwardsiidae. The coding region runs from base 99 to 1658 and encodes 519 amino acids. The transcript is spliced from 6 exons.